This is a messenger RNA of Chelmon rostratus (copperband butterflyfish), 2583 nucleotides long. It is a transcript of the gene efcc1, whose product is annotated as EF-hand and coiled-coil domain containing 1. Bases 1 to 1923 code for a protein of 640 amino acids. NCBI's taxonomy places the organism in Eukaryota, Metazoa, Chordata, Actinopteri, Chaetodontiformes, Chaetodontidae. Gene Ontology annotation, molecular function: calcium ion binding. The record is from RefSeq and is a predicted model, not a curated record. The transcript has 8 exons.
AUGAUGGACGCGAUAGACUCCAUUGAUCCGUACAGCCGACCAGCGCGCAGGACACAAUGGAUCGUCAGCACACUGGCUUACCACUACGGACUGGACCGGGGCGUGGAGAACGAGAUCAUAGUUUUGGCUACCGGACUGGAUCAAUACCUGCAGGAGAUUUUCCAUCAUAUGGACUAUCAAGGUGGAGGCAAAAUCCCCGUGGAAGACUUUAACAUACUGUGUGAAGUCCUGGGACUGAGCAAAGACUCGGAGGACACAGAGUGCGCCGGAGUUUCAGAACAUUUACCCAGCGAGCUCACCUUCCGGCACUUCCACGCCAAACUGUGCGGGUACUUCAGCACCAAGGCGGGGUGUCAGUAUGAGAACGGCCGGCUGCUGGUCGGGAAGGACAGCGAGCAUAUAGAAACUCAGAUCCGCCUGAGGAGCCCUCUGAGGCGGCGAGAGAAGCUGCUGUCUGUGGGUGUGAGCGGCGGCUCCUGUCCCUCCUCGGAGGGGCGACACGCCUCCGGCUGUAGGCUCGGGUCCUGCACCAAGGAGUGCUAUGAGGAGAUUGUGGCGCUGGAGGAGGCAGAGGACCGAAUAUCCAAACUGGAGGACGAGAAUGCGAGUUUGAGGGAGCUGAUUGAAGACAUGCGAGCCGCACUUCAGAGCAGCGAUGCCCGCUGUUUGGCCCUGCAGGUAGGACUAUGGAAAAGCCACUCCAAACAUAAACCAGAGGAAGGCUGCUUUGUAGCCCACCAGAAACAAGCUGCCCAGAAAAGUAUGAGCAGCGCCAGCCUGAAAGGCAGCACCUACAGCAACCUGAAGAGCCUGCAGAACAUAAUCCACGAGAUAGAGCUGCUGCGGAGCUCCAGAGACCUACAGGUCGAGGAAGCCAUGCUGUGCAAUCAGAGACUGGAGCAGGAACUGUGGAGCACUAAAGAGACUGUGGCUGCUCUGGAGGACUGCAACCAAGCCCUGAAGAGGGAGCAGGUGGGCAUGAGGAGGAAGGUGGAGGAGGCCAGGCAGGCGCUGCUCAGCGGCCUGGGUAAGGUGAAGGAACUGGAGACCAAGGCCAGUCAUGUGCCGGCUUUGCAGAGACACAUCCUCCAGCUGGAAUCAGAACUCCUCUACUACAGGUCGGAGGUGUCGAAGCUACAGCUCCCAAGGAGCACCAGGGCGGAGCAGCAGCUGAGUGUUGGCAGCAGGCCGGCCCAGAGAUGUUGCUCAGACUCCCAACAUGACCGCUGUUCUCCGACAGGGCGUGCUGUGACGACCCCGGAUAAGAUGGAGGAGCAGCUGUUUCGCUCGGUGGAGGGCCAGGCAGCCUCCGAUGAGGAGGAGGACAAGUGGACCGGAUAUCAGCAGAGGCAGGUGGACGAGGUGAAGAGGAUCCUGACCCGGCUGUCCUGCUGUGGGGGAAGGUGUGACGACAAAGCGUUCAAGAAGCUGAUGUCUAAUUUCGGGAGCUCGAGGAGCGAGGAGAGCUGCAGCGCUGUGGUGGAGCUCCUGGAGAGGGUGACCAGGUUGCAUAAGCAGCUGGAGCUGAAGGAGAGCCAGGCAGAGAUAGACAUGGACCAGAUGAAGGACUCUCUGCUGCAGGAGCUGCAGCAGAAGGCGGAGGAGACGGAGCUGCUUCAGAUGGAGCUGCAGAUGCUGGAGACAGAGAGGGUUCGUCUGUCACUGGUGGAGGAGAAACUCGUGGACAUCCUGCAGCUCCUCCAGCAGCUCAGAGACCUGAACGUCUCACGGAGGUCUCUCGGGAAAAUCUUGCUCAGCACUUUAGAGUCUUGCAGCGACCCUCAACAUGGGAAAGCCCACAUUCUGGAGGUGCUCAACGCUCUCUAUCAUGAACUGGCUGCCUGUGAGAUUCUGUCGACUGGUGGACCUUUGGAGCGAACACAGAGUCAGCAGUCUCUGAACGCCCUCAUCAUCUCCUGCUAACCAGGACUGCCUCCUGGUGGGCCAGUGAUGCUCCAACAGCCGUUCCAGGGGACAGUGACAGCUUAACAAUGGUCCAAAAACAAGCUGAUUGAUGUGUAUAGUGUAUUAUAUUGUACCUCAUAUACUCCUUAGAGCCUAUCAUCUAUAGUGGGAUAUUAGUCUAGAAUAUUAGUGUAGCAAAGGGCUUUAUUACAUAUAAAUUCUUAUACGUGCUUUUUCAAGAUCUUUUAUUGCACAUGACUCUUUCAUGAUCCAGUCUGGAUUUUUUUUCCCACAACAAAGUUUUGAAUGUGAAAAUGUUGAAAUAAGCUAAACCUUAAAGGGACAUAAAGCAGUCUGUGAGCUGUAUUGACCCCCACUGGUCAACAGCUCAACAACAUCCCUGAUGGAACUGAUUUAAAGGAAAUCCUGUCCUGUCAAGUGUGCAUUUCAAGAGCAAAAGUAUUAUAUACAGAGAAAGGCCGCCUACAUUUGACUAAAUAUGGAGAACACAAUUUGUGUGUGCUUUUGCGGCCCUCGGGAUGCCAGUGUUGUUUAAUGGUGCAUUCAGGUGGCUUAGUCUUGGCAGUAUUGGGAGACAUCAGACGUUUCACAUGUGCUGGGUAUUUGCCAUCAGGUGAUCAUCUGUCAGUGUUAUAUAUGCAUCACAUGAACUGGACC